ACUUGGGCACCGUUUUCAUGGUCGACGAUAAAUAUAAGCAGAGAUACUUUGCAGUCGCGCAGUUUGCAUACUUUUUCGCAGAAACAGCUUCUGAAUUUCUCGUUGACAUCGUAUUUUAAAGCGAUUUUAAAAGAUUGUAAUCGUUUGGAAAGAUGAAAGGAUAUCUCGCGAUUCUUGUCCACGUUCUUUCCGCAAACAUACUCGUCCGAGCAAGCAAUCUAAUACAACUCACAAAAAUGUUAAACAUUAAUAUAAAGGAUAUACGGCAAUGUUUGCACCAGAGCAAUCUAAGUGACAUGGAUUUGAUAAAAUUGGACGUCAUUUUCCAAGAGGAAAAUAUAUCGCACGAAAGCCUCGAAGAUGUCAUGUUGGACUUCGGUUGUUUCGUUAUAUGCGUUCUGGACAAAGCUGACAUGGUGGAAGACAAGAAUAUUCGGUUUGAAUAUUUAAUAGAAACGGCGGAACGCAACAAUUUCCCCAUAGCCACGAAUCAUACAUUGAACGAAUGUUGCGAAAGGGAUUAGAAAUCGUAUAUGGCGUACACUAACGUUCACAAGUAUUUUGAUGCCUUUGCAAUAUUACAGAUACG
This is a messenger RNA of Bombus pascuorum, 589 nucleotides long. RefSeq lists its product as uncharacterized. Bases 153 to 524 code for a protein of 123 amino acids. NCBI's taxonomy places the organism in Eukaryota, Metazoa, Arthropoda, Insecta, Hymenoptera, Apidae. Gene Ontology annotation, molecular function: odorant binding. The transcript has 5 exons. The record is from RefSeq and is a predicted model, not a curated record.